AUCUAUCAAUCUAUUGGUGCACAUAGAUAUCAUCUAUUCAGCAUACAUCUAAUUUAUGUAUCCACUAGUUAAUACACAAACGCAGAAAUAGAUAUGCUUACUGAACAGCAAAUACUUUAUCAAUGGAAUCUGUAGAAGCCGAUGAAGAAUCACUCGAUUACUAUCAUUAUUAUUAUGAUUAUUAUUUCAGUAAUACUAGUAAAACAAACUAUCCACAUGACUCUAUUGUCUGGAUGUAUGCAGCUCCAAUUCUUAUCGUAAUCGGAGUCACUGAAAAUAUUCUAUCACUAAUUAUACUAUUACGUAAACAUUUUAAAAACUUGCCAAGUCGUUUCACUCUAAUGACAUUAGCUAUUAUUGAUAGUUUAGUAUUAUUUUUUGGUUUAAUACGUUAUUGGAUAAAUGGUGUCUUCGAAACACAUCCGAAUGAAUGGAGUGAAUUAUGGUAUGGUGACAAUGGACGGCAUAGGUCAUAUUCAAUGAUACCACUUCGAAGUAAUUACAGAACAAAUUCAAACCCUGAAAAUCCAACAACAAUAUUCAGUACACUGAAAAGUUGUCAAAAAGAAUCUACAGGCAUAGCGAAUGUCAUGUCUUAUGCAACAAAACGUCAUCUACGUAUUACAAAAAUGUUGUUAAUUGUAACAUUCGCCUUUUUGAUUUGCAAUCUACCAUUUGCUAUUAUACAUGUUAUUCGAACAGCGGAUGAGACACGUCGAUCAUAUUCAUGGAAUAAAGCAUGGCUGAUAUCAUACUUAUUAGUAUAUAUAAAUAAUUGUAUGAAUUUUCCAAUAUAUAUUAUAUCACAGCCACCAUUUCGUUCAGAAUUAAAGGAAAUGUUUUAUCGUUAUAGUAAAAGAGAAACUAUGACUCAGCAUCAUGCAACUUCACCUGUGAUUGGCUAGUAUACAAACAUAUAAAUAUUUUAGGA
Trichobilharzia regenti is the source of this 931-nucleotide messenger RNA. The record is from the annotation of a GenBank genome assembly. Lineage: Eukaryota; Metazoa; Platyhelminthes; Trematoda; Strigeidida; Schistosomatidae.